Dimorphilus gyrociliatus is the source of this 5665-nucleotide messenger RNA. The record is from the annotation of a GenBank genome assembly. Lineage: Eukaryota; Metazoa; Annelida; Polychaeta; Dinophilidae.
GGCAUUUAGUUCGAGAAUUAGGGAGCGUGAAGAUAUCAAUAAUUAAAAUAUAAGAGAUCUUAAUUUUUUUCGCAAAAUGAAAAUUGUGCGAACAUAUCUAGAACUCAGUAUAUUUGCAGUUUGGUUUAUAAACACUAUUGUUCCAUCUGCGGAAUUUGACAUCAAAUUGGAAAAUAAAGACAAAUUUGACUGUCAUCCUGAUCCUGGAAGCUUUAGUCAAAUACAAUAUAACUGCAUGCUAAGACGCUGCUCUUUCCAGCCUGUUGAGAAAUCAAGAGUCGUAGAUACUCCUAUCUGUUUCUUUCCAUCUAAUUAUGUUGGGUACGUUUUGGAGAAAUGUUGGACUUCGGAAACAACAAUGUCCUGUACAGCUGUACGUCAAACUUCGUCAGGUUGGCCCAAUGAUUCUCUUCGAAUACAUGUCGAUAUUUUCAUGGAGAGUGCUACUCGUCUGCGCAUAAAAAUAGCUGAUUUCACAAGUAGGUUCGAAGUUCCAGUCGAUUUAUAUCAUACUAAAAGCGAAAGUUCAAAUACUCAUUAUAAUGUUUCCAUCUCCAAAUCCCCGUUUGGUAUACGGGUUAUUCGUAAGAGUGACUCCGAGGUGCUAUUCGAUACUACAAUAGGUCAAGCUCCUCUUAUCUAUUCCGACCAGUUUGUUCAAAUUUCCACCCGUUUACCAUCUGAAGUUAUAUAUGGACUAGGAGAACACGAAUCAAAAUUCUUAAAAAAUGCUAAUGAGGGCCGUCAACGAUUUGGCUUUUGGACAAGAGACGAACCUCCUACGGUUGGUACAAACUUAUACGGAGUUCACCCUUUCUAUUUGGGAAAAGGAAAGAAAUCAAACUUUUUUGGCGUUUUCUUGCUGAAUAGCAAUGCUAUGGAUGUAGAUUUGCAACCAACACCUGCCCUUACAUUUCGAACCAUUGGUGGUAUCUUAGAUUUCUAUGUUUUCACAGGACCUCGGCCUGAUCAAGUUAUUAGUGAUUAUCAUAAUUUGAUUGGUAGAACUUUUCUGCCUCCAUACUGGUCUCUCGGCUAUCAUCUUUGCCGAUGGGGCUAUAAGUCGGAUUCUAAAAUGAAAGAAAUUAUCAGUCGAAACCGUGCUCUUGGUAUUCCUUAUGAUGUUCAAUGGAACGAUAUUGAAUAUGCGCAAAACAAUUUAGACUGGACGUAUGACGCAAAAAACUUUAAGGAACUGCCUUCAAUUGUUAAAGAUUUGCAUGACAAUAAUCAAAAAUAUAUGAUUAUUGUUGAUCCUGGAAUAAGUAGUACUCAACCUUCAGGCUCUUAUCCUCCAUAUGAUAAUGGAUUGAAGAUGAAUGUCUUCGUGAAAAAUGACGAUGACAAACCCCUUAUUGGAAAGGUAUGGCCAGGUUUAACUGCUUUUCCAGAUUUUUUCCACCCAAAUGCUACACAAUAUUGGAUGGAAUCUGCAAAAAGUUUCCAUCAAACAUUAUCUUUUGAUGGACUAUGGAUUGACAUGAAUGAACCAUCCAACUUUGUAGAUGGAUCCGUUCCCCCAUGCUCUAAGAAUAAAUGGAAUAACCCUCCUUACACACCUAACAUUCUUGGUUCUAGCCUAUUAUCAAAAACAAUUUGCCCUUCAGCCAGACACUACGGCUAUAGACACUACGACGUGCAUAAUCUCUAUGGCAUAAGUGAAAUGAAGGUCACGAAUGAAGUUUUAAAGGAAAUCAGACAGAAACGGCCUUUUAUUAUCUCUCGAUCAACUUUUGCUGGCGCUGGUCAAUACGGAGGCCAUUGGACUGGAGAUGUGAGUUCUACCUGGUUUGAUAUGAAAUACACAAUACCAACUGUUCUAAAUUUUCAAUUGUUUGGAGUUCCAAUGAUUGGGUCUGACAUCUGCGGUUUCAAUGGUAAUACAACUGAGGAAUUGUGCGUAAGAUGGAGUCAAUUAGGCGCAUUUUACCCUUUUUCAAGAAACCACAACAGUUAUUACAAUAAAGAUCAGGAUCCAGCCGCUUUUUCACCGACUGCUAAACAAAAAAUUAAAUUUGCUUUACAAACCCGUUAUUCUCUCCUCCCCUAUCUUUAUUCUCUAUUCUUUAGGAGCCGGGCAGAAGGUCGCACAGUCGCUACACCCCUAGUAGUUAAUUUCCCUAAUGACUCAAUAACUUACAAUAUCGAUGAACAAUUCAUGUGGGGUGAAUCUUUACUAAUAAGCCCAGUUUUGGAAAAAGGCGCAACUUCACUAAAAAUGUACCUUCCUCAAGAGGUAAAUUGGUAUGAUUUCUACACUGGAGAAAGCAUAAAAGCAGGCUGGCGGAAUGAAACAAAUAUAGAUGACAUAAAAUUGCAUGUAGCAGGUGGCCAUGUAAUCCCAAUGCUUCCUGGUAAUGUUAAACAUACCACCGAGCAACAAACCAAGCCUUUCAAGCUUCUAGUAACUUCGUCUCUAAGUGGAGUUGCGAGGGGUGAACUGAUGUGGGACGACGGAGAUAGUUUAAAUGCUUUUGAUUAUAAACAGUAUUCCCACUUCUCUUUCACCGUUAAACAGAAUAAAUUGCUCGUUAGUGCUGACAUAAAGGGUUUCCAGCCAUCAAUUGGCGUUCAGCUCAAUCAAGUGACCGUUUAUGGAGUGACUCAGAAAGUCAGUUAUGCAGUAGUAAACGAUAAAAGGGUUGAAGCCUCUUACAACUCCAAGCUUAAGGAACUAUUUACUCGGACAAGGAAUGUAAAUUCAAGCCUCUGUAAGGAUGCAGUCAUCGGUUUGAAUGAAUUUUUUUCAACCAAUCCAUCGUUAAUAACUCAGGAACUGCCCAGUAUCAUUGAAUAUACCUCUCCCUUAUUCUAUAAUCGUGAUGUCAACGUUAGAAAAUCUGUCCGUAAAUUUUUUUCCUUUAUUUGUGAAAACAUUGGAAAAGAGAGAAUUGAACCCUUCUUCCCUCAAAUAUCAGCUCACUUGUGUUCUGCAAUGACAAAACUUGAUGAAGACAUACAGAUUUCAUCCCUUUACAUUUUAGAUAUUUUAUUAAAAUAUUAUCCAACUCUAACAACCGACGAUUCUCACGAAAUAUUAAAAAACUUUCUUGAGCUUAUUUCAAAGCAGUCAGGCAGCAAUCGAACUUUACUAACAAAUCCUACUAGCAGACUAUCUAAACAUAAAUACCGAUCAGAAAUCAUAUCAAGACUUCAAGUUUUCUUAUCCACGCUCGAUCAAGAUUUUCACGCAAGCUAUGACACAGAGAUGGAUAAAUUUUUGUUUGGAAAUGAAGCACAAAAGGCCAAAUUAAAAUUUUCCAUGAGAAAACAGGGUAUUAGUCUUGAGAAGAAAAAGAAUGAGUUCAAUAAAUUUGCAACAACUCUAUUCUCGCUCUUAAUUGAUUUGUGGAUGGAAUACUUGCCACUUGAAGAAGGGGGUUCAAACCUUUCACCGGAUAUUGCUGAACCUUUGAAUAAUAUCUCUCGAAUUCUAUGUAGUAUUCUAAAUAUUUGUAAUAGUACAGAAAAAAAUGAGACUUUCAACGAAGAAAAGUCGAAAUCAACACCACUACAUAUUCUGUCAAUGAAUUUAAGAAUUUGCGAAAUAUAUUCUCAUUUUGUUUCCUCACAAAAAGAAAUGGAUGAAAGAUGGAUGGAGAAAUUUUCACCUUUCUUUAAUAAACUUGCCAAACGGGGUAACUUAAUUUUAAAGCACGUUCGACGGUUUAUAAUUGUCGUUUGGCGAUUAAUGAGCGGAACUAGUGAUCGCGAAAACCAAGCUGAGCUAUUAGAUUUGGCUAUAAUUUUUUCCAAUAAUACGAAAUGUCAAACUGCAGAAAGCACAUACAUUAUAAAAUUUUUAAGGAUACUACUUUUCUCAUUUGAAUACCGUCAUCUACUUGAUUUGCCUCCCGCUAACUCGUGGAUUUCGUCUAUUCCACCCAAGAUGAUAAGUUAUAAAAAAUUUUCUUCUGAUGAAAUUCGUCUUCUAAUCGAAUGCCUAUAUGAAGCGGGCAUUAGAGGAAGAGAAUCAGCCCUUAGCUCUCUUGAAAUAAAUAUUAUAGAAACUUUUUCUUUAUUAUGUGAGAAAGAGUUUCCGGAGAAAAACAAGCUGACCGACCUCUAUUUAAUUGUUCCAUCUAUUGAACUGAAAAUUUUACAACCUAUUUCUAUCGCUCGGAAUGAAUGUAAUUUAGAUAUGGAGACAACUAUCAGGGCAAUGGACAAUAUUUGCCUUCGCCUAUCAAGAAUGAAAAGAAAUUUAUCAGCUCUGUCGGAUGUUUUUACAACAUUUGAUAGAUUAGUUAUUGGUAAGGCAAUUAAUAAAUUACAACCUUCAAAAAUUUUACCAGUAUCAAAGGAAAAAAGCAUUAGAAUAACACCAGAAGAUUUCAACGGAGAUUCACAAUUGACUGACUUUCAGGAAAAGUUUAAUGUUCUACCCAUCAACUCCGUUCUAUCAAUAUUCCAAGCACUCUCAAGUCUUAUUUCCACUAGUCAAGCAAAACCAUUAGAUCAAACUAUACUUUACCAAUGGAUAUCAGUCUUAGUUAAGUUCUACGUAACAUUGGGAUUGGAUGAGAUGGCAGAAACUGAAAAAGCUGUCAAUAUGUUUGAAUGUAUCGAAAAAAUAUUAUGCGAUUCAUUUUCCUCAAAUGCAAUAGACUAUUGGACAUUUUUAAAUAUAAUAUUUCAGUAUGUUACAGAAGAUGGUGAAGAAGAAAGGCUAACUAUUUUAGCUACACUCUGCAAGAAGAUAUUACAUGAUGCGAAAGAUUCUCUUCUCAACAUAUUAAUAAAUGGUUCACCAGAAAAUAAAGAAACUCUUAAUAAAAUAUCGGAGGAUAUUAAAACAAUGGAAAAAUACAAAAACUGGUCUGCAUUCUCAUUCGAUAUACAGACGUUUAUUCUAGAAUUUGAGGAAAAAAUGAAGGCUAAAAACAAUCGUAAGAGAAUUAGAACGUUAGAAGACGUUUGCUCGAAGAAAAAGAAAUUAGACUACACUUCAAUAGACGAAGAUAUUGCUGUAAUUACAGAAAAUAAUCAUGAAUUCUCUGACAUGAAAGCUGAUGGUAAUAGCUCACAAAAUAUUAUUGAAGCAGAGACAAACAAAAGUGAAUACGGAACUGAAGAAAACGGAAAUAAUGAAGUACUUAUGGAAAGUUCUGAAGCAGCUAAACAUUCUCUGGAUUAUGGGGAAUCUAAAGUUGUUACUAAAAUACAAUUUGGGGAUAACGAGACAGAAGAGAAUAAAAGUGAAAAUGAAUACGAUAGUGAGAGUGUACAAGAAAACGAAUAUUGCGAAAUCGUUAAUACUUCAUUUCCAAGUGCUUCGACUUUUAGCCAGAGCAAUUCAGCUGAGAAAGGAGUUGUUUUUAUAUUAGGUAGUAGCCCAUCCGAAGCAGAAAUAAGUACAACUGAUGAUUCCAAGCCAUUAACUAACAAUAGUAAAUAUGUGGUUGGCCUAAAGUUUGAGACAAGUGACACUAUAAAUGAAGAAGAAAAAUGCCACAACACGGAUCGUCUUAAAACGGAAUCAAUAAUACCAAACGACAGUCAGAUAUCGAACGAACAAAACGAAAACAGUAAACGUGAUAAUUUAAAUGAUGGAAAAGGAAGUAGUAAUGUAAGCUCUAAAAAUGAUAAUGAAAUGGACGAAGAUGAUAUCGACGAAGAGGAAAUUUUCAAGACUUUUAAUGAUAUGCCUGCUGACGACAAUUAG